Molecule: messenger RNA, 2795 nt
Organism: Drosophila obscura
Lineage: Eukaryota; Metazoa; Arthropoda; Insecta; Diptera; Drosophilidae
Gene: aub
Product: protein aubergine
Exons: 9
Coding region: 82-2643 (853 amino acids)
Biological process (GO): regulatory ncRNA-mediated gene silencing
Cellular component (GO): P granule
Molecular function (GO): protein binding; piRNA binding
Source: RefSeq, a predicted model, not a curated record
CCCUGGGUAUUUUAAAACAUUUUUUAAGCUUGCUGGAAUAGGUUGUGUUUCUCAAAGAGACGAAUAUUAUUCAACGGAAAAAUGAAUAAUUUACCCCCUAAUUCUGGACAUUCUCGUGGACGGGGCCGUGGAACAAAACGUAAUGACGAUGCCAACCGUGGCCUGGGUCUUCAAUUGGGCCAGUCUUCUAAAGAGACACGUCCAGAUAAACCUGUCCCCUCAAUGGAGACUGAAAAAAGGGUGUUGGAGAACAUACCGAGCUCUACGGAUUCUGAAGUUCAAGCCACUGAAGGCGAUCCUCGAGGAUCUGUACGUGGACGACGCCUAAUAACUGAAGUUGUGCACUCUCGUCCUCAAGGACUUACAACCAAAUCUGGAACUACCGGCACAAAAAUAGCUGUCCAGACCAAUUAUUUUAAAAUCUUGAAACGUCCAUGUUGGACCAUAUUCCAGUACCGGGUGGACUUCGAACCUGAAGUCGACAACACACGUUACCGUCGUGGAUACGUCCACGAACAUAAAAAUAUAUUGGGUGGAUAUAUUUUCGACGGAACUGUGUUAUUCUGCACAACUCAAUUCAAGGUCAAGGAAUUAGUGACAAAAAAUCACGCAGGAGAGAAUAUUACCAUCAAAAUAAAGCAUGUUGGUUCCGUUGAAGCAGCUGACAACCAGCAAUUCCAAGUCCUGAAUCUUAUCUUACGAAGAGCAAUGGAAGGGCUUAAUCUACAGCUUGUAUCCCGUAACUAUUUUGAUCCUAAGGCGAAGAUUAAACUUGAUAAUUACCGCAUGGAAUUGUGGCCUGGAUAUCAUACAUCGAUUCGUCAACACGAGUCUGACAUAUUAUUGUGUGCCGAGAUCGCUCAUAAGGUAAUGAGAACGGAUACCUUGUAUAAUAUUUUAUCUGAGGCGAUUCGAGAUAACGACGAUUAUCAAGACGCUUUUAAACGACAAGUUAUGGGUAUGAUAUGUCUUACUGAUUACAACAAUAAAACAUAUCGCAUCGAUGAUGUCGACUUUGGAGCAUCGCCCAUAUCUAAAUUUAACACUAAAGAUGGAGAUAUAUCGUAUGUAGAAUACUACAAAAAGAGAUAUAAUAUCACAAUUCGUGACCAUAAGCAGCCAUUGGUAGUGUCACGACCUACGGAGAAAAACAUUCGUGGAGGCACGGAUCAGCUUAUUAUGCUUGUUCCUGAAUUGGCUCGAGCUACUGGAAUGACUGAUGCCAUGCGUGCAAAUUUUCAAUUAAUGAAAGCAAUGAGCGAGUAUACCAGAUUAACUCCGGAUCGUCGUAUUGAACGUCUGCGUGUAUUAAACCAGCGCUUGCAAUCGUCGAAAGAGAGCAUGGAUGUGCUAAAAUCGUGGAAUAUUGAACUUGAUUCAGCUUUGGUGGAAAUCCCAGCACGCGUUUUACCUCCUGAGAAAAUUGUCUUUGGCGAUCAAAAGCGUUUCUUAUGCGAUAGCCGAGCUGAUUGGACUCAAGAAUUCCGAAAAAACUUAAUGUACUCGCAUGUGGAUAUAAAGAGGUGGUAUGUGAUAACUCCACAGCGUAGUUUCCGGGAAACUGAAGAGUUUGUCAAGCUCUGCAUCCGUGCUGCCAGUGGGAUGAAAAUGAUUAUUUCCGAGCCUCGAUACGAUAAAAUCCCUGAUGAUCGCAAUGGGACAUACUCGCAAUCGAUCGAUAAUGCAGUAGCCAAAGAUCCACAAAUUAUAAUGCUCGUGCUCAAGGCUCCAAACGAAGAGAAGUAUAGCUGUAUUAAAAAGCGCACUUGUGUUGAUCGACCGGUACCAUCACAAGUUGUUACGCUGAAAACCAUUGCUCCAAGAAAAGAGAAAUCGAGUGGCCUCAUGUCCAUAGCCACAAAAGUGGUUAUUCAGAUGAACGCAAAACUGAUGGGCGCGCCCUGGAUGAUAGAGUUACCUGUUCGCGGAUUAAUGACCGUUGGGUUUGAUGUGUGUCAUUCGUCAAAGAACAAAAACAAGUCAUAUGGUGCUCUUGUAGCUACGAUGGAUAUGAAAUCAUCAACCCGCUACUAUUCUUCAGUAACCGAACACAUGAAAGGCCAGGAGUUGUCGGAUCAGAUGUCAAUAAAUAUGACAUGUGCCCUAAAAGCGUUCCGGGAUCAUCAUGGUACUUUACCAGAGCGAAUUCUGUUCUUCCGUGAUGGUGUCGGUGAUGGUCAACUUCAUCAAGUUGUCAACACUGAAGUGAAGUUUUUGAAAACUAAACUAGAUGAGAUUUAUAAAUCUGCAGGCAAAGAAGACGGCUGUAGAAUGGCAUUUAUUGUUGUAGCUAAGCGGAUUAAUACUCGGUACUUUGCCAACAAACGCAAUCCCGUGCCAGGUACAGUAGUCGAUGAUGUCAUAACGCUUCCUGAGCGAUAUGACUUCUUUUUAGUGUCGCAGGCUGUGCGUCAGGGAACGGUAUCGCCUACUAACUACAAUGUUAUACACGAUAACAUGGGACUAAGUGCCGAUAAACUGCAAAUGUUGGCCUACAAAAUGACCCACAUGUAUUAUAAUUAUUCUGGGACUUGUCGUGUGCCUUCCGUGUGUCAAUACGCUCACAAGUUGGCAUUUCUUGUAGCCGAAAGUAUUAAUCGGUCUCCAUCAUCUGGUUUAGAAAAUCAACUUUAUUUUCUUUAAACGCUUUGUAUGAGCAAUACUAUAUUUAAAAAAAAAAAACAAUACUUAAUUAUGUUUUACUUAUGUAAAGUCAAAUUUUUAAUGUAAUUGUUUGACAAAUAUAAUUAAAAACCGAUUUGUACACUUCUACCUCGUCGUACAAUAAAAACAAU